CUUUAUUUUCCCUCCACUUUUCCUUCUUCAGGAAAUUGUACUAUGCGCUUCAGAUACUUGUACAUUCCCUCGAACAAUUCCAAAUAAAUAGAUUAGACAAAUAUACCCCCGUGUGUGUGUGUAUAUAUAUAUACACACAGAUAGAAAUAAGCACACCUCCACUGCGUGUGCUUCUGUGUGAGAGAGAGAGAGGAGAGAGAUAGAGUGAGAAAGAGAAGUGUGUCAAUUAUCCAAACAAUAUAGAAACAACAGCGCCACCACGGAGCGCUGAAAAAAUAAUAAAAAGAAAAUAAAAAAACCCUAGUCCAGAACCGCCGCGACUCAGUGCAGAUGGACGCCGAGUCAACUCAGUUCCAGCAGGCGCAGCUGAUGGCGAUUCUGGGGCCGGACCCGGCGCCGUUCGAGACGCUGAUAUCGCAUUUGAUGUCCUCCGCCAACGAGCAGCGGUCUCAGGCCGAGUCGAUUUUCAAUUUGCUCAAGCAGAACGAUCCCAACUCGCUCGCCCUCAAACUCGCGAACCUGCUCUCGUCGUCCGUGCACCUCGAGGCGCGCGCCAUGGCCACCAUCCUCCUCCGGAAGCAGCUGACGCGGGACGACUCGUUCAUCUGGCCGCAGCUCACCGAGCCGACUCGCUCCGCGGUCAAAAACAUCCUCCUCUCCGCCAUCCAGAACGAGGAAUCCAAAUCCAUUAUCAAAAAGCUGUGCGACACCGUUUCGGAGCUCGCCUCCUCCCUCGUCCCGGAGAAUCAGUGGCCGGAGAUUCUGCCCUUCAUGUUUCAGAGCGUCAGUUCCAAUUCCCCCAAAUUGCAGGAGUCCGCUUUCCUGAUGUUCUCCCAGUUGGCUCAAUUCAUCGGAGAAACGCUCACGCCGUACAUCACCGAUUUGCACACCGUUUUCCUGAACGUGUUGAACAAUUCCACCAAUCCGGAUGUGAAAAUUGCAGCCCUCAGCGCGGUUAUCAAUUUUAUCCAGUGCCUGUCGAGUUCGAACGAUCGGGAUAGGUUCCAGGAUUUGUUGCCUUCAAUGAUGAAGACGUUGACCGAGGCGCUGAACUCUGGGCAAGAAGCCACUGCUCAAGAGGCUCUGGAGUUGUUGAUUGAGUUGGCCGGGACCGAGCCAAGAUUCCUUCGCAGGCAGAUUGUGGAUGUUGUGGGGUCCAUGUUGCAGAUAGCCGAAGCAGAGAGUUUAGAGGAAGGGACUCGUCAUUUGGCGAUUGAAUUUGUGAUUACUUUGGCGGAAGCGAGAGAGAGAGCACCUGGAAUGAUGCGAAAGCUGCCGCAGUUCAUCAGUAGGGUUUUUGCUAUUUUGAUGAAGAUGCUUGUGGAUGUGGAGGACGAUCCUGCGUGGCACAGUGCGGAGACUAAGGAUGAGGAUGCGGGGGAGACGAGUAAUUACAGCGUUGGGCAAGAGUGUUUGGAUAGGCUUGCUAUCGCCCUUGGUGGGAACACUAUUGUGCCCGUGGCAUCGGAGCAGCUGCCCGCUUAUUUGUCUGCUACUGAGUGGCAGAAGCAUCACGCAGCACUAAUUGCUCUUGCGCAAAUUGCGGAGGGUUGCUCGAAGGUGAUGAUUAAGAAUUUGGAGCAAGUCGUGACCAUGGUUUUGAAUUCCUUUCAACAUCCGCAUCCUCGUGUGAGAUGGGCAGCUAUUAAUGCAAUUGGUCAACUUUCAACUGAUCUGGGCCCAGAUUUACAAGUUCAAUACCAUCAACAUGUGCUACCAGCACUAGCUGGAGCAAUGGAUGAUUUCCAGAAUCCUCGAGUACAGGCACAUGCUGCUUCAGCUGUGCUCAACUUCAGUGAGAAUUGCACUCCAGAAAUUUUGACACCUUACUUAGAUGGGAUUGUGCACAAGCUACUUCUCCUGCUACAGAACUCCAAACAAAUGGUACAGGAAGGUGCCUUAACAGCUUUAGCUUCUGUUGCUGAUUCAUCUCAGAUACACUUCCAGAAAUACUAUAGCGCAGUCAUGCCGUACUUGAAGACCAUCUUGGUGAAUGCAACAGACAAGUCUAACCGCAUGCUUCGUGCCAAGGCCAUGGAGUGCAUCAGCUUGGUAGGAAUGGCUGUUGGAAAAGAUAUAUUCAAGGAAGACGCCAAGCAGGUCAUGGAAGUGCUUAUGUCAUUGCAAGGAUCGCAAAUGGAGACAGAUGAUCCGACUACAAGUUACAUGCUACAAGCAUGGGCCAGACUUUGCAAGUGCUUGGGACAGGAUUUCCUACCUUACAUGAGCGUGGUCAUGCCUCCUUUGCUUCAGUCUGCUCAGCUGAAGCCUGACGUGACCAUCACAUCUGCUGAUUCGGACAAUGAAAUUGAUGAAUCAGACGAUGAAAGCAUGGAGACCAUCACCCUUGGUGACAAAAGAAUUGGGAUUAAGACUAGUGUCCUCGAAGAGAAGGCCACUGCUUGCAAUAUGUUAUGUUGCUAUGCUGAUGAAUUGAAGGAAGGUUUCUAUCCAUGGAUCGAUCAGGUUGCCCCAACUUUGGUUCCCCUUUUGAAAUUUUAUUUUCAUGAAGAAGUAAGGAAAGCUGCUGUUUCAGCAAUGCCGGAGCUAUUGAGGUCUGCAAAAUUGGCUGUGGAGAAAGGGAUUGCUCAGGGCCGUAACGAGACAUAUGUUAAACAGUUGUCUGACUACAUAGUUCCUGCUUUAGUGGAAGCUCUACAUAAGGAGCCUGAUACAGAGAUUUGUGCAAAUAUGUUGGAUGCAAUAAAUGAAUGUCUGCAGAUUUCUGGCCAACUUCUAGAUGAAAGUCAAGUGAGAAGCAUAGUGGAUGAGAUAAAGCAGGUGAUUACAGCUAGCUCAAGUAGAAAGAGAGAGAGAGCUGAGAGGUCCAAAGCUGAAGAUUUUGAUGCUGAAGAGGGAGAAUUGCUUAAAGAGGAAAACGAGCAAGAAGAAGAAGUGUUUGACCAAGUUGGUGAAAUUUUGGGAACCAUGAUCAAAACAUUCAAGGCUUCUUUCUUGCCCUUCUUUGAUGAACUGUCAUCAUACUUGAUGCCUAUGUGGGGAAAAGAUAAGACAGCAGAAGAGAGAAGAAUCGCUAUUUGCAUCUUCGAUGAUGUGGCUGAGCAGUGCCGUGAAUCAGCUCUCAAGUAUUAUGAUACAUAUCUUCCUUUCCUCUUGGAAGCUUGUAAUGACGAAAAUCAAGAUGUCCGACAGGCUGCUGUUUAUGGACUUGGGGUGUGUGCAGAAUUUGGUGCAUCUGUAAUUAAACCACUUGUUGGAGAGGCUCUUUCGAGGCUCAAUGUCGUUAUCAGGCAUCCAAACGCUUUGCAGCCAGAAAAUGUGAUGGCAUAUGAUAAUGCUGUUUCAGCACUGGGAAAGAUAUGCCAAUUUCAUCGUGAUAGCAUUGAUGCAGCUCAGGUCAUUCCUGCCUGGUUGAGUUGCUUGCCAAUUAAAGGCGAUCUCAUCGAAGCAAAAGUUGUUCAUGAGCAGCUUUGUUCAAUGGUUGAGAGAUCCGAUGCAGAACUUCUUGGUCCGAACAAUCAGUAUCUUCCCAAAAUUGUCUCCGUGUUUGCUGAGGUUCUUCUUGCAGGCAAUGAUCUUGCGACAGAGCAAACUACCAGUCGAAUGAUAAAUUUGUUGAGACAUUUACAGCAGACGUUGCCUCCGUCAACUCUCGCCUCCACAUGGGCAUCCUUACAACCUCAACAACAGCUUGCACUGCAGUCACUUCUAUCCUCAUAGUGCUCGCUCGUCGAGUUAUUACGUCUGCUUGUGUGCCAAUCAUACAUAUAUUUAUUCCUCAAUUCUUUCAGAUACGAGAGAGAGAGAUGUCGCAACAAUUAUUCAUCUGCAUACGGUUCAUGCAUUCGUUUGGUUGGGUGUGAAUGAAUUUUGAGAGUAAAAUGUAGUCUAUUUUUCUGUAUAACGUGUACAAAAGCAUUCGCUUUGAGGGAUUGGCGGGAUCGGGUUCCCGUGUUGUGGUUUGUGAGAUUCUAUUUUAUCGGUCAAUUUUGAUAUCCGGGAUUUGUCAGAGAGGCAAUAUACCCUGUUGUAGUUUUUAGAUUGUUAUAGCAAAAAGAAUUGUGUUUACAUUGUUUUAUUUUAUUUUAUUCAUCAGUUUUGAUCAUUGUUUGAAAAGUCAUAUAUUAAUUUGUUGCCUGGAUUUCUA
Molecule: messenger RNA, 4108 nt
Organism: Erythranthe guttata (spotted monkey flower)
Lineage: Eukaryota; Viridiplantae; Streptophyta; Magnoliopsida; Lamiales; Phrymaceae
Biological process (GO): protein import into nucleus
Molecular function (GO): small GTPase binding
Source: RefSeq, a predicted model, not a curated record